AUGUCGUCCACCGCUCCGUCAAUACGGCAGCGCAAGUCUCCCACAUCCACGUCCAACGGUGCCGCUCCGAAAGAUGCCACAUCAACAGCGGGCGCAAUCCUCGCCACCACCGCUCCAGAGUGGAUUCUGAUCCUCAGCCUCAUCUUCGGCGGCUGCUGUUCGAACGCGUUCACCCUCGAGCUUGCCACGCGCCAGCUGCCGUCGGCGGGCACGCUGAUCACAUUCGCCCAGUUCCUCGUCACCACUCUUUCGGGCUUGCCGUAUUUCCUCCGCUUCUCUUCGUCGUUCCCUUGGAUCGGAUUGAGGCCGAGAGCGGUUCCGCUGUAUAGAUGGGUGGUGCAGGUGGCAUUCUAUCUGACGACGAGCCUGCUCAACAACAUGGCGUUUGCGUACGACGUACCUAUGCCGGUUCACAUUGUCUUUCGAUCCGGAGGAUUGGUGGUCAACAUGAUCCUCGGCUGGCUCGUGCAGCGUCGACGCUACUCCCCAUUACAGAUCUUCAGUGUGGCAUUGGUCACAGCGGGAGUGGUGAGCAGCACAAUGUACACCGCCCAUCCGGCGAGCAAGUCACAAGCGGACGCAGGGGAGUACGCCACAGGUGUUCUGCUCCUCUUCGCGGCACUGGUGUUGACAGGCUUCAUGGGUCUUUGGCAGGAAGCGACGUUCCGGGAGUAUGGCAAUCAGAACUGGAGGGAGAGCAUGUUCUAUUCCCACCUCCUCUCAUUGCCCAUGUUUGGGCUGCGGCGGAACAACCUUCUCGCUGACAUUCGUCUAGCCAACUCCACUACGCCGUGGUGGUUCGGCUUUGACCCUCCGCUCGACUCCGCACCCAAAUCCAUCUUCUCCAUCCUCACCCGCGGCCUUAGGAAAGAUACCACACCGACAAAGAUCUUCACCCUCCCUCCAUCGCUACGCCCCCACCUGCCAAGCGGAGGCGUGUGGAUCCCAUCCUUCUACCCACCCCUCCUGCUCAACGUCGCCACCCAGCUGUUGUGCAUCAACGGCGUCAACCGCCUCACGUCCAAGGUGAGCUCGCUGAGCGUCACGCUCGUGCUGGUGCUCCGCAAGGCGGUGAGCCUCAUGGUCAGCGUGAUGCUCGUGCAGGGAGAUGGUGGGAGUACGGGGUUGUGGGUCGGCGCGGGCGCUGUGUUGGUCGGGACCGUCGGGUAUAGCUUGUCCGGUAAUGCGAAAGUGAGGCCGAAAGAGAAGCGAGACAAGGCGCAAUAG
Molecule: messenger RNA, 1227 nt
Organism: Kalmanozyma brasiliensis GHG001
Lineage: Eukaryota; Fungi; Basidiomycota; Ustilaginomycetes; Ustilaginales
Product: UAA transporter
Exons: 1
Coding region: 1-1227 (408 amino acids)
Biological process (GO): transmembrane transport
Cellular component (GO): Golgi membrane; endoplasmic reticulum membrane
Molecular function (GO): UDP-N-acetylglucosamine transmembrane transporter activity
Source: RefSeq, a predicted model, not a curated record